This is a messenger RNA of Talaromyces atroroseus, 474 nucleotides long. RefSeq lists its product as hypothetical. NCBI's taxonomy places the organism in Eukaryota, Fungi, Ascomycota, Eurotiomycetes, Eurotiales, Trichocomaceae. The coding region runs from base 1 to 474 and encodes 157 amino acids. The transcript has 2 exons. The record is from RefSeq and is a predicted model, not a curated record.
AUGAUCAAUGCACUACAUACCAGGGAAGAUGCAUUGUUGUCAUAUGCAAUUCCGGUGAACCCCAGAUUGAGCGAUAGGACAGGCUUAUUACAUGACACGGAUGGAGAUGGGGAAGAGCAUGAGCCCGCAACAGGACCGGACUCGCUUCCGAAGGAUCUUGGCAUUAUCUUGAUUUCUGCAAUGUGGCCCGCACUUUUUAUUUGCCUGUGUUUGACCGUCAAGCGGCCACAAAUUGGUUUUGGACAUAUUCACUACUCGCCUGACUUCUUAAGAUCUGGAAUGGCCAUGGACCCAGAUAUUGUGCUUCACAUGCUAACAGGAGCAAUUGUCGGCUGGGGCAUCUCAUCACCCUAUUCCAAGGCAAAAGGAUGGGCCCCAGGCGACGUGGGCGGUUGGGAGACUGGCAAUCGCGACUGGCUGAUAUGGAUCAGUCUUCCAUGUCUGAUGGCAGACACGCUUGCCAAGAUGAUCUGA